This is a messenger RNA of Candidula unifasciata, 657 nucleotides long. The record is from the annotation of a GenBank genome assembly. Lineage: Eukaryota; Metazoa; Mollusca; Gastropoda; Stylommatophora; Geomitridae.
AUGCCAAUUUUGUAUGCAGUGAUUGCAAGGGGAACAACUGUCCUUGCAAAGUAUGCAAGUUGUGCUGGCAACUUUACAGAAGUGACAGAGCAAAUUUUACAGAAGAUUCCACCAGAGAACUCAAAACUCACGUACAGUCAUGGAAGUUACUUGUUCCAUUAUAUAUCUGAAGACAAGAUUAUCUACCUGUGUAUUACAGAUGAUGAAUUUGAAAGGUCAAAAGCAUUCCUGUUUCUGAAUGAAAUUAAACGAAGAUUUCAGGCACAGUAUGGGGUGAGGGCACAGACAGCUUUACCCUAUGCCAUGAACAGCGACUUUUCUCGGAUUAUGGCAUCUCAAAUGAGAAGUAUUUCUGAAGAUAGACCAGACCAGGUGGCAAAAGUUCAAGAUCAAGUUGAAGAACUGAAAAGCAUCAUGGUGCGGAAUAUAGAUCAUUUGGCUGAACGGGGAGAGAAGCUAGAGUUACUUGUGGAUAAAACUGAGGAUCUGAGUGCAAAUGCGGUUACUUUCAAGAAAACAAGUAGAAAUCUGGCCAGAUCAUUAUGGUGGAAAAAUGUUAAACUGAUGGCCAUACUUGCCGUUGUUAUCAUACUUGUGCUUUACUUCAUAAUAUCUGCUGCUUGUGGGGGCUUGGACUGGCCUUGCACGCGGAAGUAA